This is a messenger RNA of Elaeis guineensis (African oil palm), 6353 nucleotides long. Its product is annotated as DDT domain-containing protein PTM. NCBI's taxonomy places the organism in Eukaryota, Viridiplantae, Streptophyta, Magnoliopsida, Arecales, Arecaceae. The record is from RefSeq and is a predicted model, not a curated record.
UCCGACUCGGCUCAUAUGGAGGAGUGCACCCUCCACCCCAGACGCCCUUUCGCAUCUCUCUAUCGUCCUGCGCGGACGCCACCACUCCCACCAAGUGCUAGGGCAAAACCAUCCAGACGCUCUCCCCUCUCGAUCCAUCAUGAUCCAUUGCUCCUCUCUCCUUUUCCUCUCUCCCAUCGCUCCCGAAUCGCCGCCUGCUCUUGCUGGCCAUUUUGUCACACAGGAUUAGGGGCCAGCGUAGAUUGUCGGCGCCCAAUUGGAUACGGAUCCCCCCCCCCCUCUCUUCCCUCUUUCUUUCUUCCGUUCGUUCGUUUCUAGGAGGAAAUCUUAGUGCAAAAUCGGAACGUUUAAAGUUUCUUUUCUUUCUUCCUUCUUUUUCGGAUCUCCGUCUCCAUUCUCAUCCAUCCCGUCCCAGGUUCUCUUUCUUUCUUUGACGGAUUCGAAGCCCCUCCCCCUCUCCUCUUGCAUGGAAUCCUAGAAGGAUGCUUUCGGUUCUGAAGGCAAAGGGAGCACUUUGUAGGGUCUCUUUUGCUCACGCUGUAUGGAAUCGGAGGGGAACAUGUCUGGUAACCGAGGGAGCAUGAAGGAGAGUAGCAUUGGGGAAGAGAGGGCGGAUCGGGGAUCUGAAGAGGCCUCGACAAGAGAUGGCGAUGCGCUGGUCGGUAGUUAUGUGGGCAGUAAUGUAUCUCGAGCCACGAGGUUCCUCCUGGGGAAGGUCUCAUCCUACGACGGCGGCAGAAGAAAGUAUGGCGUCGUGUACGAGGAUGGGCAUCGCGAAGAUUUGGAGCACCAGCAGGUGUACAAGAUCCUCAUGGUCGAUGAUGGGGGAUCGAGUGUGAAGCUGAGCUGUAGGAAGAGGAAGCUGGACCAGUUGGCCUCCUCAGGGUCUGGAGACUUGAAGACGCCGCCAAGCGCAAGGUCGAGGAACAAUGCUUCAGAUGUCUCGGAUGGAGCUGAAACCUCUUCGGUUAGCAGGUUGGGUUCCAACCUUUCCGAUGAUGCCGACUCUUCCAGUGAUUCCUGUGACUGUGCCCGUCCUCCGGUUUCUGUGCCAUCCAUGGAGAUCCAGAUGUUGCCGCUGCCUUCGUCAUCCGGUGACAUUGCUGUUCCAGAGGAAGCGAUCAGUUAUCUAUUUUCCGUGUACAAUUUCUUAAGAUCGUUCAGCGUCCGGUUGUUUCUGAGCCCCUUUGGACUUGAUGAUUUUGUGGGGUCUCUCAACUUCAAUGCCCAGAAUUCCUUAUUGGAUGCCAUCCACGUCUCCCUCAUGCGGGCUCUGAGGCGGCAACUUCAAAUGCUUUCCUCAGAGGGCUCGGAACUAGCCUCAAAAUGCUUAAGACAUCAAGAUUGGACUUUGCUCGAUGCAUUAACUUGGCCAGCUUUCUUAGUGGAGUACCUCUACAUAAUGGGAUACAUGAAAGGCCUUGGUGGGAAUGGAUUCGGUAAUACCCUUUCGGACAGUGAAUAUUACAGGCUUCCCGUGGCCGUGAAACUCAAAGUUCUGCAAAUAUUGUGCGAUGAUGCCAUAGAUUCUGCAGAGCUAAAAACUGAACUAGAAACGCGGGAAAAUGUGGAAGAAGAGAGAGAAUAUGGUGUAGGUGUCAGCCUUCCUCCAGAGAGCGGGACAAGGAGGGUGCAUCCCAGAUAUUCCAAGACUUCGACUUGCAAGAGUGUGGAAGCUUUGCAGAAGUCUGUUGAACCAAAUAAACCAAUUCCAGGUUCUAAAGUUAAAGUGGAACCAGAUUCGGAUGCAUCAGAUGCCUCUCCUGAUGGGAAUAGCGAUGAAUGCAGGCUUUGUGGAAUGGAUGGGACUUUGAUUUGUUGUGAUGGGUGCCCCUCAGCAUAUCAUUCGAGAUGCAUUGGUCUGAACAGAGCAUUUCUUCCUGAAGGCAUGUGGUAUUGUCCAGAAUGCACGGUGGACAAUCUUGGCCCAACAUCUUCCAGAAUAGGAAGGGGUGUAAGAGGGGCUGAGAUCUUUGGUGUUGAUGUAUAUGGGCGGAUGUUUCUGGGAACUUGCAAUUAUUUACUUGUGACUGGGACGUCAUUGGAUUCGGAGCCAUUUUCUAGAUACUACAAUCAUUGCGACAUCAUCAAGGUCCUAAGUUUGAUUUGCUCAACAAGAGAAAUCGCAUCACUGUAUUCUGAUAUCUGCAGGGGCAUAUUAAAAUAUUGGGAGUUUCCACUGUCCAGCAUGCAGAUUGGAAAAACUGAACCCAUCAGUAAUCAACUGAUUGACAAGGAACCUGCCACAUGCCACAUUCCACUCUCCAACAGCUCAGUUAACAAAACUGUUAAUUUCAUUAAUAACGCAGAAGGGGAGAACUCUGCUAUUAACAUAAAGGAUAGCAAUGCAGACAAUAAGACAAACUUAAGUCAAAAGAAUGACUGCAAUGAAGCUGAGGUCAAUGGCUCUGCAUUGGACUUUGUGGAGCAGCCCAACUUUCCAGAGAUGCAAAAAUAUGAUUUGGCAAACACUGAAGUAUCUGCCGAGAAGACACCAGAUGUUUCUGAUAAAUUAUUGGUACCUCCAAAAGAUGAAGAAUUUACUUCCAGAAAAGCUUCUUUGCCAAACCAAAAGGGUCUCCCAGUUAUCCAGACAAAGACCACCGAGCAAUUUUGUGAUGCAUUUAUUCUAACUGAUGUGUCUUACUCAAACCAACCAAUUUCUGCUGAAAGAUCAGCUGUGCAAGACACUGCAACUUGUGUGUCAGGAAAUGAGAAUGGAAUAUGCAAGGAAGAUGCAGGUAGCUCUAUUUUUUCAACAAAGAAUGAUUCUCUAAGUAUAUCUUAUAAAGGCAAACAUCAGACCCAAAGUUAUGGUGAGAAAUGCAGAAUUCUAAGUGACAAGAGCUCAAGUAAUUUAGCUCCCUUCAAGCCCCAGGCUUAUGUGAACCAGUAUACUCAGGGUGAUAUUGCUGCAUCAGCAGCUGCUAAUCUGGCUGUUCUGACAUCUGAAGAGAGUAGGGUUCUGGAAGCUCAUUUUUUUUCUAACCCUAGGAAAACGGUGAGUGCAAACAUUACAUUGCAAAUGAAAGCAUUUUCUGUAGCAACCAUGCAGUUUCUCUGGCCAAAUCCAGAGAAAAAGCUCGUGGAGGUCCCAAGAGAAAGAUGUGGUUGGUGCAUUGCAUGCAAAGGUGCAAGCACAAAUAAAAAGGGGUGCUUGCUAAAUUUAGCUGCCACCAAUGCCAUUAAAGGAUCAACAAGAAAUGUUAGUGGCUUUCGUCCAGUUAAGCAUGAUGACAGCCACUUUUCUAUAAUUGCUUCACGUGUUGCAAACAUGGAGGAGAGUUUGCAUGGUUUAUUAGUUGGUCGGUUGUCAGAUGCACAGUAUAACCAACAUUGGCAUAAACAGCUAAGAGAAGCUUCCAGCUGCAGGAUCCUAAAACUCUUGCUACUUGAGCUUGAAAAGAGUAUUCGUGGGAUUGCUUUUCAUGGAAGCUGGUUUAAACUGGUGGAUGAUUGGUCGAUUGAAUUAUGCACAGAAUCUGCUGGUAUAUUCCGCAUGGGAUUAAAUCAAAAACGUGGGCCCAGUGGGAAGCGAAAUAAGCGACAAUCUGUCGCAUCUGAUUCUGCACUAUUCUCUUCUGAUGAUAACUGGAAGGAUGUGCAGUGGUGGCGGGGAGGAAAGCUUUCAAAGAUUGUUUUCCAGAAGGGGGCUCUUCUGAGUGCCCUAGUCAGGAAAGCAGCCCGUCAAGGUGGUAUAAGAAGGAUAUCCUGUAUUUCUUAUCCUGAAAGUUCUGAGCUUCCUAGAAGAAACAGGCAAUCUGCUUGGAGAGCUUGUGUAGAAAUGAGUAAGAAUGCAUCUCGGCUCGCUCUUCAGGUGAGGUAUCUUGAUGCUCAUAUAAGGUGGAAGGACCUUGUACGUCCGGAGCAAAUCCCUUUGGGUGGGAAAAGUUCAGAUGUUGAUAGUGCUGUUUUUAGAAAUGCAGUCAUAUGCAAUAAAAAGAUUGUUGAAAAUAGGAUGAUAUAUGCAGUUAAAUUUCCCAAUCAGAAGCAUCUUCCCUUGCAUGUAACAAAGAAUAUUCUAGAAGCAGGGAAUAUCCAGGGUGAAAAUGGCAACUGGUGGUUCUCUGAAAAUCAUAUUCCAUUAUACUUGAUAAAGGACUUCGAAGAGAGAGUUGGUGUGAAAUCCUCACCUUGUUCAACAAUCUUAAACUCGCAUUAUUUGCUGAAGUUUCAGAAAAAACAAUCGGAAACACGUCGUAGAGAUAUUUUCUUAUAUCUUUUGCACAAGGGAGAGAAGCCCAGCAAGUGUUCAUGUGCAUCAUGUAAACGUGAUGUUCUUCUAAGGGAUGCUGUCAGAUGUAGUUCUUGUCAAGGUAAUUGCCACACAUAUUGCUCAAUAUCUUCGGUUGCUGACAAGAUUACUGAUCCAGGCUCCAAUAUCACAUGCAAAUUAUGUUAUCAUACUAAAUCUGCUGCACUCAAUGCAAGUCGAAGAGAGAUUCUAAACAGUCAGUUGCCUUCUCAAAGGCAAGAUCGGUUGGUGGCAGGUCCCACAUUCAUGCUAAAGAUUGGGUAUCCUCACACUGCACGAUCAGUUGGUAAGGCAGAAGCUCAUCUAGAAAUGAGGCCUUUAGCUUCUGGUCCUAACUCAGGACGCAAAGCUAAACGUAGUGGAGCAUGUCAGUCAUUUGGUCUUAUUUGGAAGCGGAACAAAGGUGAUGAGUCUGGCCAGGAUUUUAGGGUUGAAAAUAUCAUUCUCAAAAGCAAUGAGGGUAUUAGUUCUCCGAGAAGACCAAUUUGUUGCCUCUGCAAUAGUUCUUACCGUUCAGAUCUGAUGUAUAUCUGCUGUGAGAAAUGCCGAAAUUGGUACCAUGCAGAUGCUUUGCAACUCGAGGAAGCUCAAAUUUUCAAUUUGUUAGGAUUCAAGUGCAACAAGUGCCGGAGGAAAGGCUCACCGAAGUGUCCUUAUGUGGAUCCAGAUUGUAAGAAGCCAGAACCGGAACUAUUGAAUAAUGGACACUCUAACAAAGGGACUACAUCUGAUGUCCUUAGAUUGGCACAUUCGACUUCUCUGGGUCCUCUCUCAGGAGAGGAAGAUUUGGUUACAGUGGAUGAUGAUUCCCUGCUUUAUUCUUUUCAAAGAGUUGAGCCAAUUGUGGAGCAAACACUGGAAACCAAAAUCCAACUGAAUGGAUCUGGAUCAUCGUCCCGAAGCCAGCAAAAAUUGUCUAUCAGAAGGCCCCAAGUAAAGCAUGGAACUAAUGGGCUUUAUGCACCUCAGAAUGCCAACUCUAAUUGCACAACAUCUUCUGAGAGCCAGUGUAUAGGGAGAAAACAUGCCCCAUGUAGAGCAGCUAGAAAUGAAUUGUCUCCAACCAAUGAAGCAAACUUCGUAAGUGCUUCUGAGAAAGCAUCAUCCCCUUUAUUGCAAUGGAAUUGUAUGAAAGAUUGUGAUUGUGGAGAUGUGGGUUUUGACAAUGACAACAUUAGUUACCCAUGGCAUGAUGCAGAAGGUGGGAACUCCGAGGAUAUGGAAUAUGAACCACAGACAUACUUCUCAUUUACGGAGCUGUUGGCUUCUGAGGAUGGGGAGUUGGAUGAUCAAAAUGAUAUGCCUGUGGAUGCGUCAGAGAAUGGUUGCAACCCCAGCAGUUGUGAUGAAUUUGGAACUGCUUAUCGGGAAGUGCCUCCUUCCAAUUUAUCAGCAGUGGAUGUGGGGGGGUCUGCACAUACCUACUUGGCUGCCAAUGACACUGCACUUGGUGGUGUGGAGUGUCAGAAGUGCAAGCUCUACCAGCCCUCUCCUGAUCUCACAUGUGAAGUUUGUGGGCUGCAGAUACAUUCACAUUGUUCGCCUUGGGUUGAGAGCGAAGAGCCUUCUGGGGAUACCAAGUGGAGAUGUGGUGAUUGCCGGGAAUGGCGGAAGUCUAACAAUAUUGGUAGUGUGGUUCAGGCUUCAUGAAUGAAGGUUCUGUUGAUUUGACCAGUACAUGGUUCCGGGAGAACUUGAGGGCGCCAUGUUGGACGCUUGCAGAGCCUCGGUGAAAGAAAGGCCGCGAGAGUGCGUGUCGGGAAGGUAAGCAGCUGGGCUACAGCUGCUCGUUGUCGAUAUUCUAUCGGUGGUUCCCUGCUGUAAAUUUGCUGAUGGAAUGACGCAGCUUUUGCUCAUUUUGAAUCUCCAUGUUUCUGACGUCUAGCUUAUGAUCACCGGCUAGUUGGUUUUAACCAUGGAAUUAGUUCGGUGAUGCCGGCCAAACAAGCAAUGUCGGACACGAGAAUUUGUUGAACUGCAUAUAAGAGAGGGUUAAGCGUUAAGAGAGGUAUUCAAACUUUGAUAAAAUCAAUUGACAGAAUUUUGAAUGUAAUUGGUUAGGAGAAUGGAUUGGGUUUUGAUUUUAUCAGUGGGACCA